GCUUCAGUGUGCUGCCAUUUUUGUGAGGUCGAACCUUUUCAUGUUGGUGUCUUUGGGGGUGUGCCACAUUGUGACACAGUGUGACAGACUGGAUGUGAACCUGCUAACAACAAAGCACAUGGAUGUGAGAAUCUAGUGACUUGGGUUUUUCCUUCCGCAGCUUCGGAUAUGACCUUGAGGGGGCUCCGCGAAAUGUGGAUCACAUCAUGAAAUCCUCCGGAGGAUCUGGGACAAACCUAGAUAUAAACACAAAAAGAGUGAAAAGGCCAUGUUUACAUAUACCAAAGGUCCUUAACCUGCUCCUUCUACUCACAGGUCUUGCUUCCGGUAAAGAGACCUCAACUACGACACCGCCUCAUGUGACAAGCGCUCCGACUUUAGUAGCUGAAUUUCCACCGGCGCCCUCGGCGGACGUUGUUAACCCGGGCCCCGACCGAUCCGCAUUCUACAUUUUGGACAUCGCUGUUGAUGUGACUGGGCCUGUGAAGAAUGAAUCAGAAAUUACUUCCUGGCUCCAGGAGGUGUUCCAAAACAGUCUGGGGAGCUGUGUUUCUUCGCAAACCGAAAACACAACAGCUUUACCCGCUCAGUUGCAAACUGUAUCUGCAAACACUUCAGUCGGGACAACAACUGCCGCAACGACAAACGGGACUCAAAGCAACGUCACGGCCACAGCUAUGUUACAAAGCAACAACACAACUGCAGCCACAACUACACUGCAAAACAGUACAACUACAGCCACAACUACAUUACAAAACAGCACUACAACCAUGUUACAAAACACUACAACUACAGCCACAACUGCAUUACAAAACAACACUGCUGCAGCUGCAAGCACUUUACAAAACAAUAAUACCACUACAGUAACCACAACAUUACAAAACAACAACACUACCAUGACUACUACAACAUUACCAAUCUCAAAUACAGCUACAGCAGUACAAACCUUUGGCACGACUGCAGCUAUAACACUGCAAAUUUCAGACACAAAUGCAGUUAUUACCGUUAAAGGUACACCCAAUGAUGCUGGCAGCAACAGAGCAAAGAUCACAACCAACAAUGCAGCCAAAACGGCAGAAAAAAAUAUUGCCAGCUCGAACAAUGCACGUUUCAUUCGACAAGCCAUCCUUAGCAGCAAAUCAAGUGACUUAUUUCAGGGAAUGGAAGUUUCCUGUGCGAAGAAGACUGAAAUCAGAAAGACCAACUGCUUUGUGAUCUUGGCGCUGAGGCAGAGUGUGGCGCCUUGUUGUAUCCUGCAAACACUCUGUCAUCAAAAUUCCUCUGACAUCCAUACACGGGGGAAAAGAGCCAAUCGUUUGAAUCCCCUAAACAAUAACUGCAGCAGUGAUCAUUUGGAGGAAAACAUCUGUAUUUAUACACAAGAUUCAACCAAUUCAAAAUGUAAAGCGUUUGGGGCGCCUCCGUGUGGUGCAGGUAAAAAUAAAAACUGCAGCUGCGGUGCUUACUGCAAUGGGACUGAUGCAUAUUACACUUUUGAAAUUUCAAUACAAGAUCCUGAGAUGAGCCACACCUACCCGCUGACACUGAUUUCCCGGCUGAACCAGAGCUGCUCUCCAUCAACAAAUGGCUCUUGCGCUUUGUCCUCCACUGCUUCUAAAUACAAGAAUGCCACCGCGGACUGUGCUCAAGCCGGAGCGAUCGCUCAGAUUUGCAGAGUGAUUUUACAGUUGGCUGAAGAAGCUCCCAUCUGUAACGUGUCCGCAGCCAUAACGACCGUGUUUCGGUUGGAGCAGAACGUAACGUUUGAUGGGCGAAUAACCAGAGCAGCUAUCUGUGGUCAUCUAAAUGUCAGUGGCAAUUUGCUAGACUCUCAGUUCACAUGGAUUAACACCACCCUUGAGCAUGCAGAGUUUUGCGCAGCACAGGAAGACUCUCCCCCUUUACUCUCCACCCAAACCUGUCAAUCAGGGGAAAAUGUGGUGGUGCAACUGAAAGAACAGUGUGUUCCAGCGAUCUCACCCACGGCCAGCCCAAAUGUGACAACCACACAACCGAACACCGCCUCCAGCAAUACGACGUCAUCCCCGGCGAACGCAACAUCAGCAUACCCGGACGUCACCACCGCCUCACCAAAUGAAACAGAGAUCCGAGCCAACGCUCUUCUUGAGCUGACCGCCAAUGUGUCCAGACUAAACUCCAGUCAGGUGAACGAGCUUGUGUCUCGCUUGGAGGAUCUGUUGUCGGGCCCCAAUAUCAGCCUGGCUCUGGCUAAUACGAGCAUCCACAUCGUCAGCAACCUGCUGGACGCUUCUGCCGAGACACUGGCCAGCUCCUCCAACAGAAUUAUAAGGAUUGUUGAUACAGUGAGCCUUAAAAUGAUCCUUGAAGAAGAAACAGAGACUCUCUUGUCGCCAGCUUUGGCUCUGUCUGUCAAAGCAGUGGAUGGUAGUGAUUUUCAACAAGUCCUCUUCUCCAUCUCAGACCCCAGCAAUGCACAGGUCCGAGGAGAUCCCAGGUUCCGAAGGGAUGUGAGGAACGACGACUCCAUCCCUCAGGGCUCCAUCACACUGCCCGCCUCCCUCACCCAAAACCUAACCUCUGAGGAGCAGCAGAUGGCCUCCAGAGUCCAUUUCAACUUUUACCAGAAGAGCACUUUAUUUCAGGACAGAUCCUUAGGAAUACGUCGACUUAACAGCGGGAUCAUUGGAGCGAGUUUGGCAGAUUUGACAGCCACAGGACUGCAGGAUGAAGUUAUGAUUCGACUCAGGAACCUGGAACCAGUUCCUGCUAAUUAUGUGGCUACAUGCGUCUUCUGGGACUUCACAUUAAAUGACAGAUCGGGUGGCUGGAACAAAAACGGCUGUUAUGUUCAAAACAGCACAGACAACAUGACAGUUUGUGGCUGCAACCAUCUCACCAGCUUUUCGAUCCUGCUGGACCUCGCCAGGGAGCCUCUAACCAGUCGAGUGCAAGCCACUAUUUUGACCUUCAUCACAUAUAUUGGCUGCGGGAUCUCUGCCAUUUUCCUGGCAUUGACACUCCUCACAUACUUGGCCUUUGGCAAACUGCGCAAGGACAGCCCAUCCAAAAUCCUGAUCCAGCUGUGCGUGGCUCUCCUGCUGCUCAACCUGAUCUUCCUGGUGGACGCUUGGUUGGCUCUGUACCCGGACGCCGUGGGCCUCUGCAUCUCCACCGCCUGGUUCCUCCACUACUUCCUGCUGGCCGCCUUCACCUGGAUGGGCCUGGAGGCGGUGCACAUGUACCUGGCCCUCAUCAAGGUGUUCAACUCGUACGUCCCGUAUUAUAUGCUCAGGUUCUCGCUGGCGGGCUGGGGCGUCCCCAUGAUUGUGGUCGUCAUCGUCAUAGCCGUCGACAAAGACAACUAUGGCCUGGUGUCUUACGGGAGGUUUUCCGAUGACACGACUGACGACUUCUGUUGGCUGAACAACGACAUCGCCUUCUUCGUGGCGGUGGUGGCCUACUUCUGCGUCAUCUUCCUGUUCAACUUCAUCAUGUUCGUCGUGGUGCUGGUCCAGCUCCAUAUGAUCAAGCGGCAGAACCCGCACAACUCACAGCACCGCUCCACGGGACAGAACGUGCGCAGUGUCGUGGGCAUUACAAUCCUGCUCGGCCUCACCUGGGGCUUUGCCUUUUUUGCCUGGGGGCCCCUCAACCUGCCAUUCAUGUACCUCUUUGCCAUCUGUAACGCCUUCCAAGGUUUCUUCAUAUUCGUGUUCCACUGUGCGAUGAAGGAUGUGGUGAGGAGGCAGUGGCAGACAUACCUCUGCUUUGGAAAAAUUAGGCUGGCUGAGAACUCAGACUGGAGUAGCACGGCAAUCCAGAAGAGAGCUACGUCCCUUUCCUCACCGCCGUCGUCACGGUCCAACAAGUCGUCCAGUUCGUCGUCUUUCCUCAGUCACAACUUGCGGCUGACUCACGGCAUAGGAAAUCCAUUAGAAGACAGAACCAUCACCGCUGACGAAGAACCCAGCCUGGAUGGCGUCCUCAACGACCUCAACAGGGAGCAUAGAAACCACCAGCCACCCUCACGCACACAUCCACAUUAUACUUAGUAAGCAAUAGCCAUGUUGAUUUUAUAGCAUUUUCAAUGGGCACAUUAAAAAUCUCCAUUAAUAUAGCUUAUUUUUUGUAUCCAAUUUUCUACAUUCAUGCUUAUCAGAAUCCCUGCCGGACUCUUUGUUCCUUCUGUGUGAGAUACAAAUCGAUAAAUAUAUGUGAUGCUUUAUUCGCUAAAUCCUCAAGAGUAUUAACCAAACCACAGAGGCGUCAUGAAUAUUUGGACCAAACACUUGGACCUUUCAUUAGGCCGAAUAAUGAGAUAUCACAAAUUUUAUUUUGCUCAUUCAUGAAGAGAGGGUAUUUGUUCAAGAGGGUUUAAAAUAAGUUUCAAUCUUAUAAGCUAAUGCAAUGCAAAAUUACCCAUGGCUUUAUCUUUAUAAUGGCAUUUUAUGGCCAGUGUAUGAUACAAAUGUAUUAGUUUCUUUCAACAACAAAAAAAACCACUUUGAGCCAAGUGAAUCCAGCAAUGACUAUUUAAUCAUUUGGCUUCAACUGUUUGAACCAACCCGUUUUAAAAUUUGACUGAACCAUGCUGGCAUCUUUGUCAGACUUCCAUCACAACCAGAUGUAGCGGACAUGCGCGCCGCAAAUCGAGGUGCCACAGAGACUCGCAACCACCCAAUUCUCCACGCUGCCCUGCUGUGAGACAGCGACUAGGACAGUGCCUGGUGUACGUCAAGUGGACCUUAACCUAAUUAGCAGCUUCCCAUCAAAUCUUGAUUCCCGUCUUCAAAAGACUGCCUCCCGGACCACAUGUUUGGGGGAGAUAUAUUCAAACCUGCUCAUGGAGGGGCCACCCGUGGACGCGCCUCUGUUUGUUAACGGCAGAUAAAAUGCCUUUUGAUAUCUUGCAAACUCUGUAGAAACAUUCCAAAUGUAUGCCUUGGUGUCUGUGUCACUAUUCUCAGUUCGACAGGUCCUCUGCAAGAUUUUGAAAGCGGUUCAUGAUUUGAAAUCAAACAGUACGAAAUGUUGUAUUGAACAAUAAGCAACCCAUCUGCCACGACCAAAGUUUAAAUAAUGAUUCUAUGCAUGCGAGUACAAAGUUAGGAGUGUUUUAGAUUAUGAUUUUAAACCCAUUUACUCAAAUUUGUAGACAAGAUUCAGGCUGAUGGGUGUGGUCUUCUCCAAGUCGGUAAUUCCUCUUCCUACACCCUGCCUCUGGGGUAUUUAACUAUGAAUUCACACUUUCCUCCGUGAGUUGUCUAGUCUUGUUCCUCCUCUCCUCGUACCUUGCUGGCAACCCCCUCCCCCUUCUUUUUUCUUCUUUGUCCUCGGGCGCCUCCGGGAGCCACCACGUGCGCGAACGCCCGCUGCAACCAAGCCGGCGGCGUUUUCGAACGAAGAAGCCGGCCAUGCGGCUCAGAUCGCUUUCUUUAGCGAGCAACUACCGGCAUCCCGUACGCCUCUGAGGGCCAGAGCUCGGCCAGCGGCGGUACCCCCAAACGGGACAACAACUUUCCUUCCCUAUUUCUUUUUAUUUUGUGCAUCUUGUUUUUCUUCAACCAAAACUGCCUCAUUUCUGCCUGAGGUCCGGAGGAAGACCACCCCGAAAGACCAGCUGAUCUGAGUCGACACUGCAAUCUUUACUAUGAUGUACAACAUCAGUGCCUAAUAAUUUUGGAGAAAUUACUAGCUUCACACGAAAUCCCAACUUUGUCUUCUCUCGCUCUGACUCAACGCAGUAAACGGUCACUUAUUUUAGCUCAGCGACCACACACGAUGUCCUCGUUUCCAUUUUCGUACACUUCAUUUUCUUUUUACCCUUAGUGUUUUUUUCCUUUUUGUAGUUGUAGCUGUGUGUUUCAUUAAAUAUAAAAUUAAA
Phycodurus eques (leafy seadragon) is the source of this 5866-nucleotide messenger RNA. Its product is annotated as adhesion G-protein coupled receptor G2. The record is from RefSeq and is a predicted model, not a curated record. The coding region runs from base 207 to 4034 and encodes 1275 amino acids. NCBI's taxonomy places the organism in Eukaryota, Metazoa, Chordata, Actinopteri, Syngnathiformes, Syngnathidae. The transcript is spliced from 30 exons. Gene Ontology annotation, cellular component: membrane. Gene Ontology annotation, biological process: adenylate cyclase-activating G protein-coupled receptor signaling pathway; cell surface receptor signaling pathway. Gene Ontology annotation, molecular function: G protein-coupled receptor activity.